Alternaria alternata is the source of this 2501-nucleotide messenger RNA. RefSeq lists its product as hypothetical. Bases 481 to 2148 code for a protein of 555 amino acids. The record is from RefSeq and is a predicted model, not a curated record. NCBI's taxonomy places the organism in Eukaryota, Fungi, Ascomycota, Dothideomycetes, Pleosporales, Pleosporaceae. The transcript has 2 exons.
UUCCGGGCUUCUGGUCCUGGAAUGGCUUCAAUUCGACGGUUCGGACGCUCAUGUUGACUGUGUAUGUGCUGGAAGCUGAUUUGGAGGGAGAUUGAAGCAAUUGCAGAGUUUAGAAAGGUGGCAGCAGGGCAACUUUUGAGCUGCUGAGGGGCCCAGCUUCCCCCACCACGCGGGAUGACGCCGGCGCUAGCUCAUCAACGGGAAAGAACAACGCCACGCUGGCUAUCAUCUCAAGUUUUUCCCUCGUCAAUGUCCCAACAGUCGCUGCGCCCAUGCGCUAAUCCUGCAAUUGAGGGCGAGACGCUGCACAACACCUCUUGCUGACCAGUCCCCGCCUCGCUUCGCCCCAGACGCUUUGCUGGGGUAUUCUGGCUGUGUGCAUACUACAUUUCCUUCCCGUUGCGACGAGAACAUUGUCCAUCUUCUCAACAUUUGUCCCAGUCUCCUUCUUUGGAUCCGCCACCUCGACCAGCAGACAAAAUGGGUAUCCAGAGACUGGCUAGGCGUCUCGAGCCCUACGCGACGCGUUAUUCCUCCGAGCAGCUGGACGGCUACUCAGCCGUGGUAGACGGCCCUGCGCUCGCCUACUACGCUCACAAAUUGGCUCUCGCUUCGGCCGCUAGCGCGUCCAGAAUACCGUCUUAUGCGGACAUCGUUGCUGAAGCAAUACACUGGCUGGCCUCGUUGGAGAAGAGCGACAUCAAGGUGUCUGCCAUCUACUUUGACGGAGCCCUCCCCAUAUCAAAGCGCACAGAGCGGUUGUCCAGGACGGAAGCGAACAACAGACGGGUGCAGCAAUUUCGCAAUAACUAUGCUACUGUCUCAUGUCCUAUUCCGACAUAUUUAGGCUCGAUAUCGUACGCCUUUCUUGCACCUGCACUCCAAGAAGCGUUGCUGGAUUCGCCGUUUUCUUCCAAGACGAAGACCGUACCUGGAGAAGCAGAUGAUUGGUGCGCAUUGCAUGCAAAGGAGAAUGCAAAAUCUAUCAUCUUUACGAGCGAUACGGAUCUUGUUUUGUACGACUACAGCUUCGACACACUGAUUGUGUUCCUCCACGAUGCUGAUGUGACCACGGGCAUUAAAGCAUAUUCACCCAACGAGAUUAGCAAGCAACUACAACUCAAAAGCCUGGUGCCCUUUGCAUAUGCUCUCCUUGAUGGCCCACAAGACAGCUCAAAGCUCCUAGCUCACACAGCCCAGGCAAUAGAUCAGAGCUCGACACCUUAUGUCGAUUUCGCCAGGCGCUACGUUGCAAAGGCUCCGAGUCCCAGCGCGACGUCUAAUCUACCAAUGUCAGAUGUUCGGAUAUCAGAAUACGUCCACCAAGCCCUCAAUGGACUCGAAUCUCCAUUCGUAUACAUGCCUCUGCUGGUUGAAGACCCCAACCAAGCGUCCGCAUGGAACGUGGGACAAGAUAUUCGUACAAUAGCAUACUCUCUCCUCGCUCGAAAGCCAAACAUGAUCGUACACGAGUAUCGGCGAAAAGCCCAAGGUAUUAGCGUUCAAGAAAUCUCUACCUACUCUUCCACGGAUCUUGCAACUUCCGCAGCAGAUCUAGAGCGCCAGCUGCGCACCCUGAGAGAAUGGGCAGCAGCGCAAUCGGAUUUUGUCAAACCAGCACUUCUAUGGCCGUUAUUCGGACUCAGCUUCGUCCUUGCAGAACUCAACACGCCGCCUGCGAUCCUUCUCGUCCAGCGCGUACUCAACGGCGAGUUCGAUAACAGCUGGGCGUUUGUCCAUCUGACUGCCAGGAUGCACGCAGCUAUUUAUUCAUUGCGCGUGUUGACCCAGAUUAUAGGCGUGUGGCUGGUUCUCCACCCCACGAUACCCACCUACUCGACUGAAAAGUCAAAAUUACACACUACCCUAUCCAGCCUGGCAACUCACAUGGCCGACUUCCCUUGCAUACCCGAUGUACUUGGUGUGCCUGGGCAGGCGAAGAAGGUGGUGGCGCAGCAUGAUGUGUUGAAGGGGUUGGUCGAAGAGAUUUAUCGGUCGAACGGGGCGCAGGUGCUGAGCGGGGAUGGAGUGAGUAAUAAGAAGAAGAAGAAGAUGGCGAGGGAACAGGAGAGGAAGAAGAAGAAGGCUGAGGUGAGGGCGCAGGGGAGGUUGGAGGGGAGUGGGUUUGCGUUGUUGGGGGACUGUUAGGUGGUGCUGUGUGGAUGGUGGGAAGGCGUGAUGGGCAUCCUUGUUGAGUAUGUUGAGCGUACGGGAUGCAGUGGUACGUGUAUGGGGUCUUGUUUGUUUCGCUAAAAGUUCGCGUCGACGUUAUGUAACCACUUCCCAGCGGUGACUAAGCAUACGCGAGCAUAUGGACAGGGCUUCUCGACAACUCACGAGAAAGUCACCAAGCUCUCAAUUCAAAAAGCGAAUCUUGAAUACAGCGAUUGGAUGUGGCUUUGCGGGAAGUAAGUAGAGUGGAAAAGGAACCAUUAUUGCUAUGAGGUGUUGCGCAUGGCGCUAGCCUUGGAGGGCGAGCAUCGAUACAUAACCCUGCAUAU